AUGCCUCGCAUAAGGUCAUCCAAGCGCUCUCAAAUACCUCCUGAAGGCUAUGACAAAAUAGAACCAACCAUCACUAAGCUCUUAGCUAAGCUCAAAGCAGCUCAAACUAAGUCGAUGAAGUCAGAAGACAAGCACAACUCAUUAUGGCCAAUAAUACAAAUAAACCACCAAAUUUCUCGGUAUGUGUAUACAAUCUACUACAAGAAGAAGUUAAUAUCCAAAGAAUUAUACGAAUAUCUAUUAAAGCAAAAAUAUGUUGAUGGUGAUUUGAUUGCCAAAUGGAAGAAAACAGGCUAUGAAAAUUUAUGCUGUGUCCAGUGCAUUGUUACCAAAGAGAAGAACCAUGGAAACACUUGUAUUUGCAGAGUGCCGAAGGCGACUUUAAUUAAGAACAACCAAGAGGAGAAGGUAGAGUGUAUAACCUGUGGGUGCAAGGGAUGCUCCUCUGCUGAUUAG
Molecule: messenger RNA, 456 nt
Organism: Dujonia railenensis
Lineage: Eukaryota; Fungi; Ascomycota; Pichiomycetes; Serinales; Debaryomycetaceae
Source: the annotation of a GenBank genome assembly